Messenger RNA from Sitophilus oryzae (rice weevil), 1381 nucleotides. It is a transcript of the gene Tcgr2, whose product is annotated as gustatory and odorant receptor 22-like. Gene Ontology annotation, biological process: sensory perception of taste. The record is from RefSeq and is a predicted model, not a curated record. The transcript has 8 exons. Bases 229 to 1302 code for a protein of 357 amino acids. Lineage: Eukaryota; Metazoa; Arthropoda; Insecta; Coleoptera; Curculionidae. Gene Ontology annotation, cellular component: axon; dendrite; neuronal cell body.
UCUUAUCGCAAAUAAUAUUGUUUGAGGAAUGUAUUUGUUUAUAAACAAAAAAUGGUCUGCCGAAUUCUGCCUAUUCAUGCGAUAUAUUUAUUUGAAGUAGUCCGUGUUUCUCAAUAGACCGCAACACACAACCCUUAUUUGGCUGCAUUUCGGCAUAUGUGGAAGGAAAGUGAAUGUUUAGAGCUGGAUGAUGAAGCCAAAGAACUCCUUUUAUAGAACAUAUUAGUUAUGGGGGUAAUGCCAGUACAAAGAGGGGAAAUAGGAAAGAUCACAUUCGGUUGGACAUCUAAACCAAUGAUCUAUGCCUAUAUGUUUUAUUGCGUCACAACUCUUCUAGUAGUUUUAGUUGGUUAUGAAAGAAUUGAUAUCUUAUUGAACAAAAGUAAACGGUUUGACGAGUACAUUUAUGCUAUUAUAUUUAUUGUUUAUUUGGUUCCCCAUUUUUUAAUACCCUACGUUGGAUGGUCUGUUGCUUAUGAAGUAUGCGAUUACAAAAAUAGUUGGGGGACGUUUCAACUAAAUUAUUAUAAAAUAACCGGUAAAGAUUUGGAGUUUCCAUAUUUAAGUACACUUAUUGGAGUUAUUAGUCUGGGCUGUUUAUUUCUGGCAGUAGGAUUCCUUCUCACCCUUAGUGUACUACUAGAAGGAUUUACUCUCUACCAUACAACCGGAUAUUUGCAUAUUAUUACAAUGAUUAAUAUGAAUUGUGCGUUAUGGUAUAUUAACUGCAGAGCAAUUGGAAAUGCUAGUACAGCAGUGGCAGAAAGCUUUAAGAAGGAUAUUGAUAAUUACUGCGCUGAUUACAUCAUAAAACAUUACCGAAUUCUAUGGCUGGAACUUAGUGAGAUAUUGCAACGACUUGGGAAUGCUUAUGCCCGGACAUAUUCUACGUACUCACUUUUUAUGAUGGCAAAUAUAACUAUAUCGCUUUAUGGUUUUACAUCUGAAAUCGUGGACCAUGGAAUAAAAUUCACAUUUAAAGAAAUCGGACUUCUAGUUGAUGCUGUAUAUUGCAUUGUAUUGCUAUUUAUAUUUUGCGACUGUUCACAUCAAGCAUCAGCCAACAUUGCUGAUAGAGUUCAAUGGUCUUUAAUGGAAGUCAAUUUAAACAGUAUUGACCAAAGUGCUAUUAAAGAGAUUCAGUUGUUUUUGGUAGCAAUCCAGAUGAAUCCACCCAAAGUAUCUUUAAGAGGCUAUACAGUAGUAAAUAGAGAACUAAUUACUUCAAGUAUUGCUACUAUUGCUAUAUACCUUAUUGUAUUGCUGCAAUUCAAGAUUAGCUUGGUUAGCCUCAAAGGUUGAACACUUGAACAAAUAAAAUGUUUACUGAAUAUGUUAAUAAAAUAUGUAUAAUAAUAAAUUUGCUAAAAUAAUACCGCAA